UUCAUGUAAUGAUUUGUCCUUUGGAAUAAUGUCCGUAAUAUCGUAUGAAAAGAGAAAACACUGAGAGAUGGUUUUAUCUUUUUAUUCUAUGAAAUUGGCGGACUUUAUAUAGGUAAAUUUCACAAGGACAGAGUGACCAGAUAUGACGAAAAUGAACUCAAAUGACAGCAUAACCAUGAGUUUGAGAAAAGAUUCAGCUGAGGGGACAGAAGAAAAUAAAGAUGACACUUUAAGUCAUUGUCACACAGAGAAGAAUCAGGAUAUUUUCGAUAAGAAGGCCAGGAGACAGCUCAUUAUUGCCAGUAUCUUCUGCUCCAUCUUCAUGAUUGGAGAAGCUGUUGGCGGGGCAUUAGCUGGAAGUCUUGCUAUUAUGUCGGAUGCUGCGCACCUCUUAACAGACUUCGCUAGUUUUGGAAUAAGUUUAGUUGCGAUGCAUUUAACAAUUAAAAGGAGGACGAAGAAAUUAAGUUUUGGAUGGUACAGGGCAGAAAUCAUCGGUGCCUUGAUGUCCAUUUUGUUUUUAUGGAUACUGACAGGUGUCCUUGUCUACCUCGGUGUAGAGAGAAUUAUAAAUCCAGAUUACACCAUCGACCCCCUCAUAAUGUUAAUUACGGCAUCAGCUGGAGUGGUCAUCAAUGUCAUUAUGGGUACCACACUUCAUCAGGGAUCGGGCCAUAACCAUUCACAUGGUGGCGGCUCCGGAUACAGUCCCACCGACAGUGGUAACCAGAGUCCCGCGGAGGAUAACUCACAAGAAACUAACAGCAGACAUCUUUUAGAUGAUAAACAGAAACUGGUAGAAUAUGGUUCCAUAUCUAAUCAAAACGUUCACGAUGUUGAGAAAAAUGACCAUGCACAUGGCCACUCACAUAAGAAAGAGAAGAAUAUAAAUGUCCGCGCAGCCUUCAUUCAUGUACUGGGUGACUUGGUGCAGAGUUUAGGGGUGCUGGUUGCUGCCGUAAUUAUUUGGUUUAAGCCGGAAUGGAAAAUAGCAGAUCCCAUUUGUACCUUUCUGUUCUCAAUCCUCGUUAUUUUCACCACCAUGCAUAUUGUCAAAGACAUCGUCAUUGUCUUAAUGGAAGGUGCCCCUCGCACGGUGAACUUUGUGGACGUGACCCAAAGUCUUCUUGAGAUUGACGGGGUGAGAGAGGUACACGACCUGAGAAUGUGGUCCCUUUCCAUGAACAAAAUCGCCAUAGCCGUACAUCUAGCUGUUGAGAAAGACAGGGAUCCAAUGCACGUACUUAGAGUGAGCACACGCAUCGUGAGAAAAAAGUUCGGCAUAUCUGAAAGUGUGAUUCAGAUAGAGGAAUACCAUCCAACCAUGUCUGACUGCCACGAAUGUCGAGAUCCGCCCGACUAACCAACAACAAUGGAGCGGAUCAUUCUUAGAUCAUUCUCUAUGGAAAUUAUGAAUCUUGUUAUACAUUUAUUGAGUGAAGAUGUUGGAUGCGCAGCGCAUGGAUAUUUUAGAGAAAUUAUAUGGUGGAGCGGAUGGCUUACUUGUCAUUUCUUAAUGCCACAUGAUAAUGAAAGAAGACAUUAUGUUAAAAUGCUAGUAUUUUAAUCUAUCUUUGCGCAAAUUGAUUUGUUUUCAAUAUAGAUUGUGUAACGUAUGGAUGGAAUUUCACUUAAAUCUCACUUGAAUUGCUUUAGCAAUAAUAGUAAUGCACUUUGUAGCAAAUUCAUCAUGAAGUAUUUAAGACUAAUUCAAAUUGAAUUAAAAACUACAUUUGGGUA
This is a messenger RNA of Saccostrea echinata, 1740 nucleotides long. RefSeq names its product proton-coupled zinc antiporter SLC30A8-like. Gene Ontology annotation, cellular component: plasma membrane. Gene Ontology annotation, biological process: response to zinc ion; zinc ion transmembrane transport. Bases 143 to 1363 code for a protein of 406 amino acids. The record is from RefSeq and is a predicted model, not a curated record. Gene Ontology annotation, molecular function: zinc ion transmembrane transporter activity. Lineage: Eukaryota; Metazoa; Mollusca; Bivalvia; Ostreida; Ostreidae. The transcript is spliced from 9 exons.